UUAUCUCGAUGUGUCCUUGCGACCAGACGGUCAGAACUGGGUUUUGGAUAGGAAAUAAGAAAUCGCGAGUGAGUGAGUGUUUUGGGGUUGGUCCGGGUUAGACGACAACGAGUUUUGUCCGUCGGAUGCCAUCAGACGGGGUACCGUAGCUUAGAGUGAAGAACCGAUGAGAACGACAACGACGACGACGACGGUUCGACCGGAAAGUGUAUUCGUGCACAAGAAGACGGAAAAUGAAGUUUGAAGGGAGAAAAAUGUAUAGUGGAGUGUGAUAGAGAACAAUAAAUAACACUCAAGACACCCGGCAAGCCAAAGGAAAAAAAGUGGGAAAAGAAGGAAAAUGCAUGCUUACCGAGAAAAAUGAGCUGUAUAGAUAUGAAAUUCAAUUACAGUAAGUGAAGUUGAAUAGAGGCAAGUGAAGGGAAAAAGUACGAGCGCGCCACUGUGAUGACAGCAGAAUUCAAAAGAUGCCAAGAAGCUACAUCUCCGACGAUGAAGAUGACGCUCCAAAACGACUUACGAACGGCGAACGGAUGUUGCUGAAGGAUAAAAGAAGUUACGAUGUGGGAGUGAAAACUUUUUUAUGUAGAAAUAUGUGCCACCAGUGAUUGUGAUAAGUUCGUCUCCUAGCGGAAAAUGUAGAUGAAGUAAAAUAUUUUGUGAUGACAUCGUCGUACUGCUCACAUCAUCAGUGUAACAAUGUCGCAUUCGCGACCAUUGUCUUUCUUCUUACGACGAUGAUAGACUUGAGAGAACAAACCGUGCUCACCGAGCACCCAACAUCAGCAGCAGCAGCAGCAGCAGCAACAACGGCAGAGAACGUAGCAUAUUCUAAACAAAUCACUGGGAAUAGCAAAUUGUCAUCGCCGACGAUGGUACCAUCGUCGACGGAGAAGAUAUUGCUAAAUGUGACAACGACAGACACGUUGACAUCCGUCGAGCAGCAGCAGUUUCAGCAGCAUCAGGGCGGCACGAUGACACCUCGACACAACGAGGAAGCUGCACAGCUGCAACAGUCAACACCUACGACAGAAAUGUCCUCACCAGCUGCAGUAGCCACUGUGGAGCCAUUACCGACGGCAUCGGCAUCGGUGACGGUAGUGCAGCCAACGAUGGAUCAAUACAAAUCCAACUAUAGUAUAAAAUUCACAACUUUUCGACCAUUACUAGUACCUACUUUACCUGAUAUUCGACAUAGGAUUAUACAUUCGAUGCCUUAUCAGUCCAAGCAUCACCACGAGCGGCACUGGGGUCCAUUUUUCGAAGAGCCACUCAACGUGACUUCCGGAGCAUUGCAGGUUGGCUACCAUUUGUCAACGGAAGCCAUUCUCAACUGUAGGGUAGGAAUGCUCAAGGAUAAAACGGUGAUGUGGAUCCGCCGGACGACCGAUAAGGUAUCGCUGCUCACGGUGGGCAACAACACGUACAGUGGCGAUCCGAGGAUAAGGGUUAAAUUUCAAUAUCCGAAUAAUUGGCGGCUACAUAUCAACCCAAUCAAGUAUGACGACGGUGGCCUGUACAUGUGUCAGGUCUCGACACAUCCGCCCCGGGUCUUCGCCACCAAUCUCACAAUUCUAGAACCCGCAGUCCGGAUAGUGGACGAAAUGGGGUACGAGUUCUACGAUCGAUAUUACAAAUUAGGUAGCACAAUCGAUAUAUCAUGCCAGGUGUCCCUGUCCUACCUGGCAACACUGCCCACCGGGACGCCGGGACCAAACACGGUGGGCCAUCUCGUUAACAGUUUUCAGCAGCAGCCGGUCCCGGGGACUGCCGCUGGUGCCGGCGAUGGGACGCGACCGGCCGACUCCAAGCAGCUCAACGAAGGAGUGAUAACUAGCAAUAACAAUAAAGAUAAGACCAAACAGUCGUUGCCGCAAAAUAUCGUUUGGAAAAAGGAUGGCACCGUGCUGCCAAAGGAUAUCAAGUUAAGCUCUAGCCUCUCGAAGCAGUGGCUCAGCAUCCGAUUGUCCAUUAUCCAGGCCGAGCGGACGCACAGCGGUCUGUACACUUGCACAGUGGCCGACAAGCAGACGACUUCCGCACAAAUUCAAGUGCUGAAUGGUGAGACUCCGGCUGCGGUUCAGCACAACCAGGGGGACAAAGAACGUGCAAUUUCGGCACUUAUCUUCUAUUGCGUCCUCUGUUGGAUCCAACUGCACAUAUCCUACACGUAAUGUCCCCGGAGCGAGCUGGCUGCACCCAUAACCCGACUGCGACAAUAUACCAAUCAUUCCGAAGCACGCCACCACGCCAUCAAGAUUAAUUAUUCCGGCCCGGGCGACUACUGCUGUGGCAUCAGACGGCGUAUCCCGCACACACCUUUUGGUUGACCGACUGUCUCGGCUGGGUGAACUUCUUUCCACACCGAGCGCCAUCAUUCGAUUAGUGCAAGAUGAAAUCUGCGAGAAUAAUGAAGCUCCUCCGGACGCCAGUAGACGAGAACCGGUCGACGGGACAAACAAUGAUUUUCAAGAGUCAUGAUUUAUGUAUCAUUUUUCACUGCACGCUGCGGUUCGUGCCAAACCGAGUCAAGCUCCUAAACCAAGCGCUCGCCCCCCACUUAAUCACGAUUGUAACUCAAUUGAGUCCCCCCGAGUUUCGACCCAGAAGCAAUCACGGCCACGAGGGGCUUCCGGCGGGGAAGUUGAGCAUUUUGUAAUGUAGCUGACGAAAAACGACACACAAAAAAUCAAAAUGUAAAUUAUUUUCUAGGGAUUGAAUUUUAUCGAAUUGUUACACGUUUAUCGAGGAUUAUGUAAAUACACCCACGUAAGCACAAGUUGUCAGAAGAUGUUUUGAGUGAAUACUGGUAAAUUCAAACUAGUUAAAAACUCUAGAGGACUUUGGAAUUAAUGGAGUAUUAUCAAUUUCAUCAGAACAAACAUUUUAAACCGAAUUGCAAAAACAGUGUUAGAAAUAACUAUACUUCAAAAUAAUAAUUACCAACCCUAUGCAUAUAGAGAAAAACAACACAAACACCCAAACACACAAGAAAAAGCAACACUCACACAAACUUUAAAAGAAAACAGUAUCUACUAAGAUGAAUGUAUUAUGUAUAUUAUGGAAACAAGAAAUAAUUCUUGAUGAAAAAUUGUACCACUUGAACCGAAACAAAAUAAAACAAAUAUACGACAAAAAAAGGAGAAUUGUGACGUCUCCAGCAGCGUAUAUAAACAAAUGCAAUAAAUGGAUAUUUGUUUUCCCUUC
This is a messenger RNA of Culex pipiens pallens (northern house mosquito), 3207 nucleotides long. RefSeq lists its product as uncharacterized. The transcript is spliced from 8 exons. NCBI's taxonomy places the organism in Eukaryota, Metazoa, Arthropoda, Insecta, Diptera, Culicidae. The coding region runs from base 663 to 2174 and encodes 503 amino acids. Gene Ontology annotation, cellular component: neuron projection membrane. Gene Ontology annotation, biological process: synapse organization. The record is from RefSeq and is a predicted model, not a curated record.